Mesocestoides corti is the source of this 2004-nucleotide messenger RNA. Lineage: Eukaryota; Metazoa; Platyhelminthes; Cestoda; Cyclophyllidea; Mesocestoididae. The record is from the annotation of a GenBank genome assembly.
AUGAUCAUCACACGGAGGAAGGUGAUGAGUGAGUCUCACCAGGUCGCAUCGACAUCGACUUGCCCACUUGAAAAAACGAAAAAGUGUAAAGAUCUUCCUGGAAUCUGCCUUCUUACUGGCCUCUACGUCCUUCAGGGUAUUCCUCUGGGUUUGGCAGCAUCCAUCCCCUAUCUUCUACAAUCAGAUGCUCACACCGCCAAUUACCGCUACCAGGCCAUCUUCUCCUGGGUGUUUUGGCCUUUCUCAUUAAAGCUCGCUUGGGCUCCGAUAGUUGAUUCCCUUUACGUAAAGCGCUUCGGUCGUCGGAAGACCUGGUUAAUUCCCAUCCAGUACGCAAUCGGCAUAGAUCUGUUUGUGCUGGCAAGUCGGGUAGACAACUGGCUCGGUAGAGAGGAGGGACAUUUCUGGGGACCCCUUGGAGUGUCUGGCGAUGUACAAAUCUGGGGGCUAACCUGUGCAUUUUUCGGACUUACUCUUCUUGCUGCAACUCAGGAUAUUAUUGUCGAUGGCUGGGCACUCACAAUGCUUUCCAAAGAGAAUGUGGGCUGGGCGUCGACUUGCAACUCCGUGGGUCAGACUCUUGGCUACAUCCUCGGAUUCAUAGUCUUCCUCGCCUUGGAGUCUCCCGACGUCUGCAACAGCUACCUGCGUUCGACUCCUGUGCCAGGCAAGGGGAUCGUCAGCUUCUCUGGUUUCCUCUACUUCUGCGGAGGCGUGUUCUUGACGGCGACCACGUUAGUUGCCAUCUUCAAGUCCGAGGCACCGAUGGAGCCACGGGACCAAGAGCGCUCCCACUCCACCACCCCCACCUCCUCCCUCUCCCUCAGCACGGAGAACCGCCUUGUCGAAAUCGACUCCCUCGACACCUCUCCCAUCCAGGCGAACGACGAGCUCGAGAUUGCGCUAAACGAGAACAGGGUCUCGGGGUCGAGGCAGGACAGCGGUGGGGCUGAAAGGGAGCGAGUUCUCUCCCUGUGGCAGGCUUAUCGAUUGAUGCUGCGCAUCUUGAGGCUUCGACCUGUUCUCCGCUACAUUGUCUUUGUCUUCCUGAUCAAGUUUGUAUUCUCUGCGUCGGAUAGUGUGUUCGGUCUGAAGGUGCUAGAGCACGGCGUCACAAAGGAGCGCCUGGCGCUCAUUGGCUCGGCAAUGCUGCCGCUGCAGGCGCUGCUGCCUUUCCUCAUCACGCACUGGAGCAACGGACCCCGUCCUCUUGGGGCCUACCUCAACGCCGCAAUUCCAAGGUUGGUGCAUUUACGCUCCGUGUCUCUCCCUCUCUUGAAGCCAAAGGUUGUUGUGGCGACAACGUCCGUGGUGAUUGUGCACUACAUAGACUACUUCCGCACCACCGUGGAACCCCCUCCAGACUCUCCACCGGGGACUUCGCCGACCUACAUCUUCUCGGCCUCCUUCUACAUUGUCCUGAUUGCCCAUCUUGCCGUCUACGCCUUCUUCUCUCACACCAUGUUCGUCUGUCAAAUGGCCUAUCACGCGAAGGUCUCAGAUCCCAGCAUCGGCGGCACCUACAUGACUCUCCUCAAUACGGCUGCGAAUUUGGCCGCCAGCCUGCCGUCAACUCUGAUGCUCUUCCUGGUCGAUCCACUGACAUUCCGAACUUGCGAGAAUCCAGUAGAGGACAAGGUAAUCUCCGUGGUGAACCACACCGCCAAGGUCGCCUCCACGGUGCAGCUUCAACAACUCGCCGACCACUUCAUCGCCCACAAUGCCACCUGCAAAGGUCUCCAAGGAGUUGAGGUUCUUGCACAAGUUCUAACCAAUCAUCUUGUCCCUUCGACUUUCCAGGCAUGUAGAUCAGUCGGUGGCACGUGUCGCACCAUCGUGGAAGGCUUCUACAUCGAGAUGGGCUUCUGUCUGGUGGUUGGCCUAGUCGCCUACUUCACGGUUCUCCGACGAAUGGCCGCAUCUCUCGACACCCUGCCCCUCUCCGCGUACCGCCACUUGGGUCGGAAGACCUCUCGUUCGAACUGCGAGCCUGUGAACCAAUAG